UCCCCCUCUCUCUCUCCGCCAGCUUUCCUUAUAUGAAUGCAGCUCUUUCGGCUUCGUUCUCUCCUUUUCAGCUCCACCUUUCACCGCAAAGUUGCAACCCAACCACCUCCACCUCCACCUCCACCUCCUCUUUGCUUUCUGGUGCUGAAAUUCAUACUCCUCCACAAAAGCUUUCAACCAAUCUCUCUUCUCUCUCUCUCUCUCUCUCUCUCUCUGCAUAAUCAUUUCUGGGCAGAGUCUCUCUGAUUUCGACGACGACGACGAUGAUGGCUGAGAAGCACCUGCACGAAUUGCUCCGAGAAGACCAAGAGCCCUUCCAUCUCAAGAGCUACAUCUCGGGCAGGCGUAAGGAUUGCCUGCUCAAGAGCCCCAAGAAACGAAGACCCAUCUCGCAAAACUCAAGCUUUGGCCACAAUUUCUGCAAGAACCCAUGCUUCUUCGCCUCCUCCCCAGACCCAACAAAAUCCCCACUCUUCGAUCCCCAGGCUCGAGCCCUGACGGAUAAAAAUGCCAUUUUUCUCCACGUCCCGGCUAAAACAGCCGCUCUGCUUCUUGAAGCUGCUCUCAGAAUUCACAACCACAACGAGGACAACCGCAACAGCAAGAACAAGAACAAUCCUUCUUCUGCGAAAGCUGCAGGCGUUGGGAUGUUCAGCUCGCUACUGAGAAGACUGUCGAAACAGCGGAAGAUCAGAGGACAAGCGGAGGAGGAAGCUGGCGAUCAUGGGUCGAAGCUCUCGGUGAAGGACGUCCUGCGGCCGAGAAGAUCUCUCCGUGCCAGCAAAGAAGACGACGACGAAGAGUUCAUGGGUUCAUUACUAGCAGAAAAACAGGUUGCUUUUGUCGCCAAAUCAAGGGUAGGUGCGGAAUCUUCUCGGCGUGAUGAUAAUUUAUCAUCAAGCGAAAGCGAAAGCCCCCGUCCAUUUAUGCUCCAAAAGAGCCCGCCGUCGGGCCGCCGUACUCCGGAGUGCCGGUCGCCGGCGGCAUCGCCUAGUCCCCGUGACCCGAAGGACGAGGACAAUCGCGAAGCAAUGAGCUUGAAGAAAUUCGUGUCACGAGAAGCGGUGGAGGAGGAGGAAGAGAAGGAACAGUGCAGUCCGGUGUCGGUGUUGGACCGUUCGUUCAAGGACGAUGAGGCGGAGCACACCAACGAGGAUUACAAUGGCGAUGAAGACUGUGCAUUCGACUACGAGGGCAGCUACGCCCUCGUACAAAGAACAAAGCAGCAGCUCCUGCAGAAACUUUACAGAUUCGAGAGGCUUGCGGAGCUAGAUCCGGUUGAGCUGGAGAAGCGAAUGCUGGAGCAGAUCAGCGACGAGGAAGAUGGCCCAGAAGAGGUGAUGUCUAAGUAUCAUGAUGACGAUUUUGAACCCGUGAGCAUAGAAAAAGGCCGUGAUGGUUUCGCCAAACGAUCCCUGAUCAGGCCGAGCCUUCGUGCCCUGAGGAAUGCGAGAGCCCCAAGUGAGAUGAGGAGGCUAAUCAUUGACGAGGACAAGCAAGGACAGCAGGCUUAUGUGGUGGGGUCAUGGAAGGGGGUUGAUUUUAGCACCAUUGACAUGAUGGUGGAUCAAGAUUUCAUCAGAGAUGAGGCCGAUGGACUAUGGCAGAGGAGCAAUAACAACAAGGACCAGGUGGGGGACACUGCAACAGAGAUAGAGCUUGCUAUUUUCGGAUCAUUGGUACAAGAACUGUCAGAGGAAUUAUCAUGUGGUUCUGGCAGCAAGUCUUAGGGAAAGGUGGAAGCUUUUAUUUGAAAUGUCGAAGCUAGUUCCCACCCGCCUGUUGAGUUGAGUUCUGGUUGACGUUCACUUGAAGAGGAUUUGAAAAAACUGAAGCAGUUGGUUUGGGGAGGGAUAGAGACUUAACACACUGUGGAUCAUCUGGGGAAAAGGGAACAGAAGGAAACAAGAAAGAAAAGAGAGACAUUUAGUGGAAUGAGAGGAUCUUAAAUUGGUGUAGCCUGUACCUUUUUGGGUCCAUCCAUGUAUAUAUUUGAAUAGUUAAGCAAUGGAGAAUGUGGUAUGAA
This is a messenger RNA of Rhodamnia argentea, 2026 nucleotides long. RefSeq lists its product as uncharacterized. The transcript has 3 exons. The record is from RefSeq and is a predicted model, not a curated record. The coding region runs from base 264 to 1730 and encodes 488 amino acids. NCBI's taxonomy places the organism in Eukaryota, Viridiplantae, Streptophyta, Magnoliopsida, Myrtales, Myrtaceae.